Chiloscyllium plagiosum (whitespotted bambooshark) is the source of this 3033-nucleotide messenger RNA. RefSeq names its product alpha-1,3-mannosyl-glycoprotein 2-beta-N-acetylglucosaminyltransferase. Gene Ontology annotation, cellular component: Golgi apparatus. Gene Ontology annotation, biological process: protein N-linked glycosylation. NCBI's taxonomy places the organism in Eukaryota, Metazoa, Chordata, Chondrichthyes, Orectolobiformes, Hemiscylliidae. The record is from RefSeq and is a predicted model, not a curated record. Gene Ontology annotation, molecular function: alpha-1,3-mannosylglycoprotein 2-beta-N-acetylglucosaminyltransferase activity.
UUGUUAGGCUAUUUCAGAGGAUGAUCAAUAAUCAUUCACAAUGUUUUUUGGCCUGGACUCACAUGUAGCCCAAUAGCGGGAUUCAGAUACAGAAUGGAAACAGACCCUUUGAUCCAACUCAUCUAUGCCGACCAAGUUUCUCAAAGUAAACUAGUCCCACUUGCCUGUGUUUUGCCCAUAUCACUUGGUAGGAAGGCUACAGAAGGAUACAGACAAGUUGAGUGGGCAGAAUCUUGGAAGAUGUUGUGUAUAUGAUUAUAAAUACUGCAAAUGUUUUCAUUGGAAGAGAGUGUUAAACUGGGUCCCUUGAUUAUCUGUCCAACGACAAAACUAUUGCCACUGCCUGUCUCUCUUGGACAUGUUUACGGCAGGUGUAAAUGGCAAAAUUCCGAAUAGCUACAUUCCGAAAGCAAGUCGAGGAAAUGAGGGAAAAACGAAGAAAAGUAAGACAUAAACCAGUUAAUAAACACAAUAAAAAUGGGAGUGGAGGAUGCAAUCUAAACUUGGUGAAUGCAGUGUUGAGUCCGUGGGUCUGUGAAUUCAAUGUUCUGACAAUGCAACUGAGCCUAGAUGGAAAGGGCAGAAUGGGAGCAAGGUGGAACGUUGAAAUAAGUGACAGGUAGCUCAGGGUCCCACUUACAGACUGAACAGAAGAGUUAUCCAGUGAAGCAAUUACCCAGUCUGCAUUAAUAAGACCAUAAAAAUUAGGAGCAGUGGUAGGCCAUUUGGCUUAUCAAGUCUGAUCCAAUAUUCGAUAGCAUUAGCUGUUCUGAUCAUUCUCAACCUCACUUUGCUGCCUUAUCCCUAUAACUCUUGAUUCCCUUACCGAUUAAAAAUCUGUAUCUCAAUUUUGGUCCCUCCAAUCUAGAGACUACAUGAGCAAUGGAUACAGUAUACACUUGGAAGGUGUGUUUGGAGUCUCUUCAGGGAGUGGGUGAACAAGCAGGUAUUUGCAUAGAAAGGUGUCGUAGGAAAGGGUGUGUUAAGGGUGUCCAGCAAUAAAAAUGGUGUCCGAGAGGCAGAGUCUGCAGAGAAUUUCUUCAUUUCUCUUCCCUGAAGUUCUAGUAUUUUAUAUCUAAUAAGUAAUGCUGCAGGAAUCAUGUUGUGCCUACUUUCAGAGCUGUUUGAGUUUUUUUGGAAUGAAAGCAAGGGAAACAGCUGGCUAGUCCCCGGUUGAAUGAGAGAGGGUUCAGAAAUGAUGUAGAACAGCUGUGAUCAGUGAGGCCUGUCACCCUUGGAGGCCCCAUUAAAGGGCAGCACUCGCACUUCAACCAUGUUUUCUUGAGAGGAUUCACUGAAAUGAUCCUUAGAGGGAGUCAGAUAUCAGUGCUCCUAACAUCUAGCAGAGGUUGUGCGGAAACCUCCAACGUCUGACUGGGUGAGAGGAUAUUCUGGGCUGGCAGGUUCUGUUUCAAGUCCAGAUCAGCGGUGGGUUUGGCAGCCAAGUGGCGUCGAAUAGGGUCCAACAAUGGGUAGAGUCCAAUGUUGAUGGAGUUGCACUGACCCAGCCGCUGUUGGUGGAGGUGGAAGAGGAGCAAAGCUGGAAAAGUGUGCGUGUGUGCGGGUGUGUGCAAGGGGGGGGGAUAGAGAGACAUGCUGCGGCGGACCAACGUCAUCGUCUGGGGUGUGCUGCUGUUCGUCGGCUGGAACCUGCUGCUGCUGUUCUUCCUGCUGGGCCGGCCGCCGUCUGGAGGAGCUGCUGCAGGAGGAGGAGGAGGAGGUGGUGGUGCUGCUGCUGCAGGAGGAGGCGGCGGAAGGGAGGACACCGACCCGGAGCAGCUGACCCGCGACGUGGUGCGGGUGGCCGAGGAGGUGGAGGCCGAGCUGGAGAACCAGAAGCGGCUGCUGCAGCAGAUCCAGCGGCACCGCCAGGGGCUCUGGCGGCUCAAAGCUGACGGCGCAGGCGCCGCCCCGCCUCCUUCUCCUCCUCCUCCCCCUCCCUCCUCCGUCGUCAUCCCGGAAGCGCAGGAGGUGCUGCCGGUGCUGGUGAUUGGCUGCGACCGGCCCAGCAUCCGGCGGUGCCUGGACAAGCUGCUGCAGUACCGCCCCUCCAAGGAGCUCUACCCGGUGCUGGUGAGCCAGGACUGCGGCCACGAGGAGACGUCGCGCGUCAUCGCGUCGUACGGCGACCAGCUGGUGCACCUGCGGCAGCCGGACCUGUCCGAGCCGCGCGUGCCGCCCGAGCACCGCAAGUUCCGCGGCUACUACAAGAUCUCGCGGCACUACCGCUGGGCGCUCAACCAGGUGUUCCGCGCGCUGCGCUACCGCGCCGCCGUGGUGCUCGAGGACGACCUGGAGGUGGCGCCCGACUUCUUCGAGUACUUCCGCGCGCUGCUGCCGCUGCUGCGCCGCGACCCGAGCCUGUGGUGCGCGUCCGCGUGGCACGACAACGGCAAGGAGCAGAUGGUGGAGGCGGCGCGCGCCGACGCGCUGCACCGCACCGACUUCUUCCCGGGCCUCGGCUGGAUGCUGCUGAGCGACACCUGGGAGGAGCUCGAGCCGCGCUGGCCCGCCGCCUUCUGGGACGACUGGAUGCGCGGGCCGGCGCAGCGGCGCGGCCGCGCGUGCGUGCGGCCCGAGGUCUCGCGCACGGUGACCUUCGGGCGGCGCGGGGUCAGCAACGGCCAGUUCUUCGACCAGCACCUGCGCUUCAUCAAGCUGAGCGAGCGCUUCGUGCCGUUCGCCCGCCUCGACCUGUCCUACCUCGCGCGGGAGGCGUACGACCCGGCGUUCGCGCGGCGGGUGUACGGCGCGCCCGCCGUGCGCCUCGAGGAGCUGCAGCGCGGCGAGCGGCCCGAGCUGCGGCGGGUGCGCGUGCAGUACACCUCCCGCGACACCUUCAAGGCCUUCGCCAAGGCGCUCGGCGUCAUGGACGACCUCAAGUCGGGCGUGCCGCGCGCCGGCUACCGCGGCGUCGUCAGCGUCAUGUACCGCGGCCGCCGCGUCUACCUGGCGCCGCCCGAGGACUGGAGCGGCUACGACCCCACGUGGAGCUAGCGGCACCGCCCCCAGCCCCGCCCCGCCCCCAGCCCC